Messenger RNA from Chara braunii, 1979 nucleotides. The record is from the annotation of a GenBank genome assembly. Lineage: Eukaryota; Viridiplantae; Streptophyta; Charophyceae; Charales; Characeae.
UCUUUAUUCCAACAGUUGGUGUGUGGACCUACUGAGCUAGGCUCAUUGGUACUCAGAACUGUCCUCUCAAGGAAGCAGUCAAAUAUUUAUGAUCAUGACGCCAAGGCCGAGCAGAAGAGGGGUGAAUUCCCCACGUUUGGGAGUCGUCGCGGUUAUGGGUCCUUUUGUAAAGCACCAUGCUGUGCUCGUUGUCCUCCUGCUUCUUCUGGAUCAUCUUGUGACUCGUGGAGAGGCUAGAUUUUCCCACCGCCGUCUGGGUCGGCGUGUCUUGGACUUCAGCGCCGAGGGUGCUGGUGAUGGAGCGGGAGGAGGGCAGACUGGAGGGGGAGGAGGUGGCGCUGGAACAGCAUCGGCAGGUGGCGGCAGGGCAUUCGCCAAGGGAAGUGGAUAUGGCGGGAACCCAGGGACGUAUGGUGGUGGAUCUGGCUUUUCUAUGAUCUCCUCGGGGAGGGACUCGGCAACGGCAGGAGGAAUAGGAGGAGGCGGAGGGGGUGCCGAUUCCUACGGCUUCGGCAAGGGGGAGACAACCGCCAGUGGCAGUGGUCUGUACGAAAGUGAGGGGAAUGCGCACGGGGGCGGUCAUGGCGGUGGAACGGGAGGCGGAGGAGGAGGAGGAGGUGGGCUCUCGACGGCUGGGUUCUACGAAGGCGGCAACGAGGGAUUUGCUUUCGCGAAUGGAGUCGGUUUGGCGGACAACUCCACUGGUGGGGCAAACUUGAAGUUAAGUUUGACGGGCCCCGGGGAGGCUGUGAUAGGAGGUGGAGCGGGAGGAGCUGGCGCAGGAGGAGAAGCUGGAGGCGCCGGCGGUGGAAAGACGUCAGAAGUUUAUCCGUCAUCAACUCCUUAGAGCCACUGACAGAAGCAACAGCUUGUCAUCUUCCAGUUCAAAUGUUGGUUCAUCCAAGUUCACAGUCUUCUGACGACCCUUUCAAGGUGGCGACGUCACCAACGUGAGGUUGGACAGAGGCCCUCCCUACCUAGUCGCUAGCGCAGAUUAGAGAAGAGAGAUCUCCUUUGAGGCGACUACUCAGUGGAGAUCAUUAUGGAUGUGAGGUUGGUUGGACAGAGACCCUCCCUACCUAGUCACUAGUGCAGAUCAGACAGAGAUCUCCUUUGAGGCGGCGACUCGGUGGAGAUCAUUAUGGUUGCAAUCUCCCAAUGAUGAAUGGCACGAUCAACCAGAGUUCUGGCAGGAAGUCUAUCCGUCGAGUUACGGGUCCGAUGAUUGUGAGCACCGAGCGCGGACUCUCCCAGGUCGCAAUCUGCCAAAUGAUGCCAUAACCGUGAAUGAUCCUCCCCGCCACCCACUGGUAGGAGAGAUUGUAGUCGCGUUCUCCCACCGAAUGGCGUAAUCCGGCAGAGCUCUGGCCGGAAACGAGAGAAACCCUCCCUCGACCUCCGAGUCGCCGGCAACUGGUGUGAGCAUUGAACACCACCCAGCGGAGGUCACUGCUCACGAUGUCCAUUGAGUGGCAUAAGCCACGUAAUCGACGGCAGUUCUGGUGAGAAGGGAUUCCUUCCGCUUAUAUGGGUCCGAUAAUUGUGACAGCCCAGAGGAGGUCGUAGUUGCAAUCUCCCAACGAAUGGCACGAUCCACUGCAGUUCUGGCACGAAACAUGUUCAUGUCGUUUUCAGAUUUUCUGGGUUUUUUUUUUCAUGUCGUUUUCUUUCGUAGGCGUGGAUCUAUCUUUUAGAUCGUGUGCUGUUUUACUCGCCCUGGCGCGAAAUGACUCCACUGAUGUACAAGCGUGGCAGUUUUGCAUCCCUGACGGCGAUGACACGCGCAAUCUCCCAAUGAGUUCACCGCAGUUCUGGCCACCACAAACCAGGCCUCGAAGGCUGUGAGUUAGUGGUCAUCUAGCAGCGUCUGUUUGAGUGCGGUGGAGAUCUGGAGGGGCUGUGUGGUAUAGGUCUAUAAUUUAUUUAUUUUAUGCUCAGAUCAGGCAGCGAUUUAUCCAAGAUAAAUCCUGACAGGCAUC